Messenger RNA from Megachile rotundata (alfalfa leafcutting bee), 1746 nucleotides. RefSeq lists its product as uncharacterized. Lineage: Eukaryota; Metazoa; Arthropoda; Insecta; Hymenoptera; Megachilidae. Gene Ontology annotation, molecular function: nucleic acid binding. The record is from RefSeq and is a predicted model, not a curated record.
AUUCCAUUAGAGAUUUGCAAGAACAUGUUCUUGCAACAUGAUGGUGCGCCUACUUAUUAUGCCGCUAAUGUCAGGUCGUACUUAGACGAAGCCUUCCAAGACAGGUGGAUUGACCGGUUGCGUGACCCCCCAAGAUCCCCGAAUUUGAAUCCGCUAGACUUCUUUUUCUGGGGAUUCUUGAAGAAUGAGGUGUACUGUGAUGACGUGACCACGCCGGAGGAGGUGGUAGCCUGCAUCCACGGCGCGGUUGCCAAAAUCACACCUGACUUAUUGCGGCGGGUACAGGACAAUAUUGUAAAGAGAUUGCGGACGUGUGUUUCUACUAGGGGUGGCCAUAUUGACCCACUCCUGGUGUAACUUCCGGCAGUAAUCGGUCCCUUUCGGGGCCACUCAUUGGAUCAUACGAAGUUGUAACGAGAGUAAAGCUGCAUGUUUAUCGCUAAGCUUGAGUUCAAUUUAACAAAAGAAUGUAGUAUUAGUAUCUUUGAAAUCUGUAUUCAAAUAUAAUAUCCCAAUGCAGGGGGAUCACAAUAGUUUAACAGAUCACAAGAAACGGAGUUGUACAAGGAAUGGCAGUAUAUUGCACUUGAGGGACAUUUAGUAUCACAAAAUAGAUACUCUUGAACAGAGUUUCACAUCUGAUUCGAGUUCCAUGAAAAGACUCAGUCCCAUCGAGUAAAGAGACUGCCUUUUUCGAUAAAUCAAAUUAUUUUUGUAUUUCUAGACUUUUAUAUUUCAAUAUCCAUUAUUCUCAUUUUCAUACUUCAAGAGACUUUUAGUUUCUUUAAAUGUUGCAUCUUGUAUCAUAUUGAAAGCGCACAUUCAAAAGCAUAGCCAGUAUUGAUUUAUGCACUCCCCUCCAUCGUUGUACCUCCAAGCACCUGCAACCCACAGUUCGCCAGUGAUUUUUGUUGGAAGCAGACUGCAUACUUGUGCUCCGCGAAAAUAAUAUUAAACAUCAAUAUUGUCAAUGUGAAAUUUUUUGUUAACUUUGCAAAAUUCUUUAUGGAAACAUACAUAUACCUUAUGGUGAUGAUCUCGUUUCAAAUCUUCAGUAGUUUGUCUAGAACAGAAAAUUUAGCAUUGCCGAACAGACAUUAAGUCGAUACAUAUUUAUGGGUGAUGAAGUUGAAGGAAUUUGCUCUUCCCACCACACAGAGCUUGUAAUUUUAUCAUCACAUUAGUCUUAUUAUGAUAAACACAUGUUGUUAAAAUUAUAUAUUUUGUAAAUAAUAUUUUUGACAGUGUUAAUAAUAGUAAAGAUACUUAAUGAACAUUUUCACUUUUUAUAAGACAAAAUUUAUUACAAGAAAGUCUAGGAACAAAAAGGUUCCAUAAAUAUUGCAAAAUUAGAUUGGUCUUCAACAAUUAUAAAUUCGUGAAGACAUAUUUGUAUGACGCAUUACAAAACUUUUUCGGUCAAAUCAGACAGCAUGGUGAGAGAAAUACUAAUCCAACUUGCAGUGUCUUUCAUGAAUAUUAUCUGGCACUAUUCUUAAAUCCAUAUUCGAAAUUGAUACAUGUGCAGAUAAUAAUUACAAAUGUGAAGAAUUCAGCAGCUUUCUAUUUUAUUUGAAAAAGUGUCAACUUUUCCAAAUUUAUUGAUGAAUGAAAAUAUUUCCAUUUCUCUAAAUUAUAAUGUCCCAACAGUCUCUGAAUGCAGAAAUUGGUUCAGUAUUCAGUCUUGUAAACAAUAUUAGUUGUAAAUUUUGUUUGAUUACAAUAUAUGAAAUUGAUGCACUCAUA